AGGUCAGUUCAUUAAGCCAAUCAGUUAAAAGUUACCUAUAUAAGGAACCCAGCAGGUCGCAUCGAGUCACUGACUAGUGUCAAAGUCUUUACAGCAAUCCUCAUACUAAGCAAGCAUGCAGCGACUGUGGAGAGGAAAACUCCCUUUUAACAGGAAGAAACCUCCAGAGGAUCCUGGCUCAGUAUAAGCAGCCAUCCUCCACGACUCACUGGGGAUGGAGAAGACAGAGCAGACACACACACACACACACACACACACACACACACACACACACACACACACACACACAAACACACACACACACACACACACACACACACAAGCAAAAUAUACUUGUUUUCAAUUACGUUUAUUGGGCCCACUUACAUUUUCUUAGGCCCACCCACAAAUGAGUUUCUGGCUACGCUAAUGGUGACUUUUGACAGACUUCUCUGAGCUCCGCAGCCAUUACACUUUUCACCUCACGCACCCCCUAGCGGCAGCUCACGCACCUCCAGGGUUGUGCGCACCACAUUUUGGGAAUCCCUGGUCUAAAUUUUGCCUAAAAUGUGUUAUUUUGUAAUUAUGUUGUUUAUUUGUUUACAUUUUCCCCUUUAGUCUUUAAAAUACCAAUAUUUACCCAUAACUUCUUAUUUUUUGCCUGUUUGAUGUCAUCAUUUAAAAAUAUUACAUCAGAUGAUACUCAGUACUCAAGUAGCCUUCUAAUCAGAUACUUUUUUACCCUUACUUGAGUAAUAAACCCUAUAUCAGGAGAAUAUUGUCCUCGGUUUGUGUCCUUCCAGUGAGCUUUGCAGAUGUGGGAAAAUGUCAUCAGGCAGUAAUCGUUGUUAAAUUCAUAAUUAUUCUCGGAGAGAGACCAACUCUUAUCUGCCCCUGGGAGCCCCGUAAUGCAUAGCGUCAUUUCAACAUGGCGGUGUCCGCGACACGGUUUAUAUGCAGGUAGCGGCGCUGCGGCUGCUUUAUAUAGCGACUCGUUGCAUUCUCCCUCAACCCAAAUCCUCGGAUCACGCAUUUUAGCUAAAACGCUAACGUUAGCUUGCCUUGCGUUGACUGUAGAGUUGUGGGUGAUGGUCACGCAGAUGUGUCAUGAGAUUUGAAGCGUUGCUGCCUUUCACAGACACUUUUUCUGCUCGUGCUGCAAACAGGAUAGCCGUCUUCUAUCAGCUGUCCCUCGGCAUUCUUCAGAUAUCUAAAAGAUGCCCGUACUUCCCACUUUGUCUUCUUUGAGGGAUAAUAAAUGUCCUGAGCGCUGCCGUCUCCUCCUUUGGCCAUUAUUUCAGCUUUAGCUUCAAGAAAGUUUUGGUUGUAAACAACAAAGCGCGCAUGUGCCGCCGGCAACUUCAGCAGAUGAUACGGUGGCUGGUAAGGGUCACCGCGCCUACACCGCAGCCACGCCGGUUGGAGAUUAAGGUGGAGGGCCUCCCGAGAUCCACCUUCAUCACGACAGGUCAGCACAUUCUCAUCGAGGGAGAGGAUGAAGAUAAUCCCUACGUGGCCAAAGUAGUGCGGCUGUUUGGAGACGAGAGCGGGCAGCAGAAGAAGGCCGUGGUUCAGUGGUUCUUUCGGGUUUCUGAAGUGCCUCUGAGCAAGAUGAAGCUGCUGGGAAGAGAGCCCCACCCCAAGGAGAUCUUCUUCUACCACGGACGCAGCAGCGAAGACGAUGUGGACGUGGAGUCCAUCCUCCGACCGGUCCAGGUGCAACACCUGGAAGCUGCGGCUCCGUUCCCUGACUCCGAUGAUGACACUCUCUACGUGAAGCUCUCCUGGGACUUGAAGACCUUCAGGGUGUUGGAUCCAGCUCUGAUGGCGUCUCCUCGCCAUGCUAAUUCCUCCCUCCCCCCCUCACCCCCAUGCUCACCGCCAGCCGCCACCCCCGUCUCCCGAGCCCCGCCCACCCCGGAUCCCGCUGUCAUGAGUAGAGACACGUCAAGGAGCGUGAGGUCCAGGCGAGCCCCAGCCAGCACUGGUGGAACUGCCGCCUUGGAGGCGGAGCCUCUUCAGCUAGAGGCCAAACUGUCUGCUUCCAAAUGUCUCAGUGCCACGAGGAGGACAGCGGCGGCGAGGACACCGGGCGUCCGCAAGAGGCUGCAGCUCCUCGGUCCAGAGAAGUCCACCCUGGUCAGAGAGGACGUCCUGAACCCGCUGUUGGACGAAGAGCUGGAGCUGGAGGGGACGCCGGCUAAGCACCUGCCCUCCUCUCCCCCCCUCUCCCUCACCUCCCUCAGAAGGAACGACAGAACCGUCGCCCCUCUGGACGCCAUUGGUCUGACACCGUCCUCUGUCCCCAUCAUCAAAAUGUCCCUCAUGAACACCAGCAGAGCCACCGCUCCUUCUAGACGCAAAGAAUCAGAACCCGUGACGGAGCCGUCCCUCGGUGUUCUGGCCGAGGAGGAGGACGAAAACGCCCCAAAGCUGCAGGCUGGCGCCGCACCGAGGAGCUCCAGGAGGAAGUCGGUAGUGAAAGUUUUGUCUCGCAUCAGGAAGCAGCUGAGCUUUCUGAACGACCAGCUGGACCCGAACUCUGAUGGGGACGAUGAAGACGAGUUUGUUCCAUCCAGGAAGGAGCUGCAGACCACCGAGGAAGAGGAGGAGGAGGAGGAGGAGCUGGACAGUGAUGAAGAGGUUGUGGUGAAGAAGAGCCGCGGCUCGGCGGCUCUCACUCCUCGACCGAAGCAGAAAACCAACUCCACGACCCGAACGCCGAAGAAGACUCCGAGGAAGCAGGCUGCUCCGAGCACGCCACGGACCCCUCGUACCGCCACGCCCAUCAUCCCCAGCAGGUCGCUGCCGGCCCGACGACCCGCCAACAUCCUGGAGGAGGCCAGAAUCAGGCUCCACGUGUCCUCGGUGCCCGAGUCGCUGCCCUGCAGGGAGCAGGAGUUCCAGGACAUCUACAGCUUCGUGGAGAGCAAGAUCCUGGACGGCACGGGGGGGUGCAUGUACAUCUCAGGGGUUCCGGGAACGGGUAAGACGGCCACGGUGCACGAGGUGAUGCGCUGCCUGCAGAACGCGGCUGACAUGGACGCGAUCCCUCCGUUCUGCUUCGUGGAGGUAAACGGGAUGAAGAUGACGGAUCCUCAUCAGGCGUACGUUCAGGUCUUGCAGAAGCUGACGGGUCAGAGAGCCACAGCCAAUCACGCUGCAGCGCUGCUGGAGAAACGCUUCAGCAGCGCGGCGCCGAGGAAGGAGACGACCGUUCUGCUGGUGGACGAGCUGGACCUUCUGUGGACGAGGAAGCAGAACGUGAUGUACAACCUGUUCGACUGGCCGACGCGCCGCCACGCCCGCCUGGUGGUUCUGACCAUCGCCAACACCAUGGACCUGCCUGAGAGAAUCAUGAUCAACAGGGUGGCCAGCAGGCUGGGUCUGACCCGGAUGUCCUUCCAGCCGUACUCCUUCAAGCAGCUGCAGCAGAUCAUCACAUCUCGGCUGAACAAGGUGAAGGCCUUCGAGGAGGACGCUCUGCAGCUGGUGUCCAGGAAGGUGGCGGCUCUGUCGGGCGACGCGCGGCGAUGUUUGGACAUCUGUCGGCGAGCGACGGAGAUCUGUGAGCACUCGGCCGCCGACCCCUCUGCUUCAGGAUUGGUGGGGAUGGGUCACGUGAUGGAGGCGCUGGAGGAGAUGUUCUCUUCCUCUUACAUCACUGCCAUCAGGUGUGCGUCGACGCAGGAGCAGCUCUUCCUCAGAGCAGUCAUCGCAGAGUUCCGGAGGCAGGGAUUGGAGGAGGCCACCUUCCAGCAGGUGUUUGUGCAGCACCAGGCCCUGUGCCGGGUGGAGGGUCUGCAGCCCGUCAGCGUGUCUGAGGGUCUGGGGGUGUGUCAGCGUCUGGGAGCCUGCAGGCUGCUGCUGCUGGAGUCCAGCCUCCUGGGAGUCCUGCAGAGGGUCCGCCUCAACGUGAGCCAGGACGACGUCCUCUACGCCCUGAAGGCCGACUGAGACGAGGGGGGACUCCUCACUCCACCUUUUUACUCCAGAUGUCUUCAUCUGUCUGGUUUUAAGAAACUGUUGUGUGUUUGUGUGAAAUGUGAGAUUUUAGAGCUUGUUUUUAUGUUUCAGGGUUCAAUUAAGCAAUAAAACGCCUUUAAUAUAAAAUCA
Messenger RNA from Nothobranchius furzeri (turquoise killifish), 4095 nucleotides. It is a transcript of the gene orc1, whose product is annotated as origin recognition complex, subunit 1. Gene Ontology annotation, molecular function: DNA replication origin binding; ATP binding; chromatin binding. Gene Ontology annotation, cellular component: nuclear origin of replication recognition complex. Gene Ontology annotation, biological process: mitotic DNA replication checkpoint signaling; DNA replication initiation. NCBI's taxonomy places the organism in Eukaryota, Metazoa, Chordata, Actinopteri, Cyprinodontiformes, Nothobranchiidae. The record is from RefSeq and is a predicted model, not a curated record.